AUGCGGGAACACCCGGGUCAGCCCCUCCGCUCCCAUCCCCGGGAUAUGCGGGAACACCCGGCACGACAGAACUCGGAGUGCAGCGUUUCCUCCGGUUCAUCCUUGUGUUCCGAUCCUGGGAAUGUUCCAGACCAGCACAAAACCCCAGGGCUACCUGAAUUAAUUGAUAAAAGUUGGUGGAUAAGAAGCUUUUUCCAUUGUGAACCGUCUCUACCAACUGUUGGCAGAAAAAUGCUAUCGGCGAGCAG
Tinamus guttatus (white-throated tinamou) is the source of this 248-nucleotide messenger RNA. Lineage: Eukaryota; Metazoa; Chordata; Aves; Tinamiformes; Tinamidae. The record is from RefSeq and is a predicted model, not a curated record.